Messenger RNA from Pipistrellus kuhlii (Kuhl's pipistrelle), 1101 nucleotides. RefSeq names its product translation initiation factor IF-2-like. Lineage: Eukaryota; Metazoa; Chordata; Mammalia; Chiroptera; Vespertilionidae. The record is from RefSeq and is a predicted model, not a curated record. The coding region runs from base 1 to 1086 and encodes 361 amino acids. The transcript has 3 exons.
AUGGUGCCUUCCCAGCCGAGGGCAGCGGCGGCAGGUGGCAGGUGGGCAGCCUCGGGCUCCAGAAGGCCGGUGUCCGCGGCGGCGGCGCGGGCUGCCCACCCGGCGGCCUCUCCCUCCAGAGCGGCCCUGGCGCGGGCGGAGACCGCUCUCCUCUGCUCUCCGCGGUGUCCUCCCUCCGCCGGGCCGCGGCCGCGGCUCCCGGAGGCCGGGCUCGGCGGCGGGGACCGAGGCGGGCGGGCGGGCCGGCCGGCGGCGACGGCGCGGGGAUGGCGGCCCGGGGGCGGCCUGCGUCGCGGGGUGGAGGACGGUCCGGCGGGCGGCCCUGCCCUUCUGGCCCCGCGUCUGCGAGCCACUCCCUCGCCUCCGCCGACGACCCGCACCUCCCGCGCCCCGGCCCGAAGUGAGAAAGUCAAUGAAAAGUUUCACCUUAGCAACCCGCGCACGGAUCCGCCCCGCCCUGCGCGCUGCGGCCCGGGGCGGGGCGGCCGGGACUACUUCCGGCGGCGGCGGCGGCGGCCGGACCGGCGGGCGGACUGCGGCCCCGAGCACCGGCGCCCCCACCCGGCCCUCAGGCCCCGCACCAUCGAGUCUCCCCGCCAUGGCUGUGUCCCCGGUGGACACGGACCUGGAAGGCAGAGUCCUGGGCGGGACCGGGGCCGGGCUGCCAUUGGGGUGCUGGGAGGGACUCUGCGGGGCGCACGGCUGUGUCUGCGGCCCCACACUGGCCCCCGGCCGCCUCGGCGCGUCCUUCCAGCUCCGGGCGACCGGCCGCCCCGCGGCCCUGGCCCCGGCUCGGAGCGGCGGCGGGACGGGAGAGGGCGUUUCGGGCCUUUACCACCGGGUGAGCCCGCCUCCCCGAGCCCCGUGCGGCCUCAGAGGACGCCGUGCCGCCCACCGGGGCGAGGCCCGGGCGGGCCGCUGAGCGGGAGGCGGAGGCGAGGGGAGCCGGGCGGCGGGAAAGGAGCCGCCUGUCUCCGGCGCCCGGUACCUCGCGGCGAGCCCGGCCCCUCCGCGGACGCCCGCUCUCCCGGCCGGGCCCCCGCGGGCCGCCGCGAAGCCGCCUCCGAUGUGGAGCCCGGCCUCUGACUCCCGGCGCGGGGU